AUGGCGAGUUUCCUGGCGCGCGGCGGCGCGCGUGGGGAGGACGGCGGCGCGGGGGAGCACAAGCGGCAGCUGCUGCCGCUGCAGCGCGCGAACAACGUGGGCAUCAUGAUGGCGGCGCUGCACAAGUCCCCCCGCGAGUGUCGGCGCGACAUCAUGGCGUGCAACGUCAACACCGGGGACGGGCUGCGGCUGGAGCAGCUCAAUGGGCUCAUGCAGAUGGUGCCGUCGGAGGACGAGGCCAAGCGCCUCGCAGACUAUGAGGGGUCGCUCGACGAGCUCACGGACCCGGAGCGCAUGCUCGCGGAGCUGGCGGCCGUCCCGCGCGUGCGGCGGAAGCUGCACAUUCUGACCUUCAUGGUGCGACUCGAUGAGUACACGCGGGACUCCAAGAACGCGGUGAGCGCGGUCCAGGAGGCGUGCAAGGCCAUCCGCGGGUCGGAGCUGCUCCACGGCCUGCUCCUGCAAGCGCUGGCGGUCGGGAACGUGCUGAACGAAGGCAACGCCAUGCGCGGCGCCGCGCUGGGGUUCAGGAUCGAGGCGCUGAUCAAGCUCAAGGACACGAAGACCACGGCCGGCGUCCGCGCGGGCAGGCGCGGGAACGGCAGCGCCACGGAGCACGACAUCGCAGCCACGCCGCCGGCGCGCCCCAGCGGCGCGCUGAGCACGGACAGCAGCGGGAGCGACACCGACGACGCGGACGACGCCGGCGCAGCUGCGCGGUGGUGGACCAGUGCCUGGAGCAAAGUCUCAAACCUAUUGGAGGUUCUGGCUUUGGCGUUCUUAGAAAGCAGAGGCUGGGCGCCUCCCGUGGAAGACGAGGGGGCGGGCGCGGGCGGGGACGCGCGGAGGGUGUCGCGGCAGGGCUCGCUGCUGGUCUCCGAGAGCAACGUGGGCUCCGCGCGGAAGAACCCCCGCGCGGCGGCAGACAGGCACAUGGAGUUGAUUCGCAGUCUUCCAAAGAUAUCUGUCCCGCUCCUGCCGAUCAAGCAGGCGAUGGUCCGCAUGCAGAGCGACCUUGACGAUUGUCAAAAGGCCAUCCGCGAGGGCAUCGAGCGCUGCUGUAUGGAGCUAGAAGAACUGCAUACGACCCGGGAGGAGUUGAUCAGCGCGGGAGAGGACCCGAGGGAGUGGCCGGAGCAGGCGUUCGCGGAGGCGCUCGACACUUUCACGGAGCGCGCGCGGACGGAGUCGGAGGACCUCGAGAAAGGCGUCGGGGAGGCGAAGAGUGACUUGCGGACGCUGGUGGCGUGGCUCGGGGAGCCCGCCGGUACCGACGCGGGGGAGGUGCUGGAGCUGCUGUGGCGGUUCGCGGCGGACUUCGACGAGACGCUGCAGCGCGUGGCCGGGCUCGACAUGCGUCCGGCCGGGCAGCUGAUGCGCGGGCCGUCCACGAUGGGCAAAGGGGUGAUGACUUGA
Pedinophyceae sp. YPF-701 is the source of this 1416-nucleotide messenger RNA. NCBI's taxonomy places the organism in Eukaryota, Viridiplantae, Chlorophyta, Pedinophyceae. The record is from the annotation of a GenBank genome assembly.